This is a messenger RNA of Alosa sapidissima (American shad), 1908 nucleotides long. It is a transcript of the gene hvcn1, whose product is annotated as hydrogen voltage-gated channel 1. Lineage: Eukaryota; Metazoa; Chordata; Actinopteri; Clupeiformes; Clupeidae. Gene Ontology annotation, biological process: proton transmembrane transport. Gene Ontology annotation, cellular component: plasma membrane. The record is from RefSeq and is a predicted model, not a curated record. Gene Ontology annotation, molecular function: voltage-gated proton channel activity. Bases 771 to 1457 code for a protein of 228 amino acids. The transcript has 5 exons.
AUGGAGUUGCUGUUAUUUUUUUCAGCCUUAACAAAAUAAGAAACAGCCAUUACUUAAAAUGUUAUAUGUGCAUCUGCUGCCUUAGAAACAAAUGUAGACGACUAAAUGUUUUCUGAUUGUGUGGAUCACGGAUUUCAUGGAAUGGUGAUGUCUGCAUUUCUGCAGGAAAUCACGAGUAUGGCACAAGCCGCCGCUGCUGACAACAGGACAAUGACAGCCAAACUAAUAGUCAAGUGCGUAAACUAACAUUGAUUGUUGUCGAAUCUAGGCUACAAAGUAGGCUAGGCUCACUUUUUAAAUAACGAAGUAGCCUAUAUCCUUAAACUCGCGUGUAACUUUUCAUGCAGGCUAUCUGUGGUUUUAGAACUCUCCGAAUCUGGCUGGAUUCUAACAUAAUUUUGCAAUGUUCGACCGAAUAAAGUGGUGGUCGAGCCUGCAACGGGCAAGGCCCGCGGAAAAUGACACUAGAUAUGCCGACAUUUUUCAUAACUCAGUUUUAAGAUUUUAUAAACAAAACGACGGCAUAUAUGUGAGAUUCUACAAAAUGCAGAUUAUGGGCGUUUCUCCAAAGGUCUCUGUCCAGAGUUUGUGCCAGAGAUAGCCUACAAUGUCCUGUCGCAUUACGCAAGGAGGUGCGCUAUUUUGCAAAAUAGCCUCCUGUUGAGACAAGCGGAGUAAAACUUAAAUCUGAGUGACGCCAAACUAGCUGACUUUUCAGAUCUUCAGUAACUCACGGCGCGCCCCCUCUGCAGGUGCACUACCAGAUCAACAUGUCACGCUACCUGAGAUUCUUCACAGUCGUUGGAGACCAGGAUCAGGGUGACACUGCGUGGCAGAAUGAAGAGCUCCAUGAGGCCAGUGAAGACCUGGAGCCGGCUACCGGGCAGCAGCUGGCGCGCAUCACUUUUAGAGAUGCCCUAUGCCGACUCUACAGCUCCGAGAGAUUUCAGAUUGUUGUGGUCUGUAUGGUUAUUCUGGAUGCUGUGUUUGUACUCUGUGAGCUUCUUAUGGAUUUGUCCAUAAUACAAGCUGACGCUGGCCAUAUUGCCCCACAGGUCUUCCACUACCUCAGCCUGGCCGUGCUCACCUUCUUCAUGGUGGAGCUAGCGGGGAAGAUGUACGCCUAUCGUUUGGACUUCUUCAAGCACAAGUUUGAGGUGUUUGAUGGAAUGGUGGUGGUGGUGUCCUUCAUCCUGGACAUUGUGUACAUCUCCAGAGAGGAUGCCUUCGAUGGCAUGGGAUUGCUGAUUCUGCUCAGGCUGUGGAGGGUGGGCAGGAUUGUCAAUGGUGUCCUGAUGUCUGUGAAGAAUCGUGCGAAUAACAAAAUUCAGAAACUGAAGGACAGUAACAAUCACCUCAUUCAGAGAGUCAAUGAGCUACAGGACAAAAAUACAAAGAUGGAACAAGAGAAUUCUCAACUACGCUCACUUUUGCAGCAACACAGAAUCCAGUUUUGAUGUUUCCAGAAGCAAAAAUAAUGGAUCUAUGAUACUAUGAAGCAACAGAUUUUUGCACUUGAUGCUUUUGCUUUUGCUAAGCAUGUGACAAAGGGAGACUAUUUACACGAUCAAUGUAGAAAUCAAAUGUAUUUAUAUAACAGUGCCAUCAAAUAAUGGUGUUUUUCAUGAAAAUAUACAGUGAUGAAUCAGUGAGCUUACAAGUCUGCAGUCUGUACAGAAUCAAAUUAUGUUUGAUGCAAUUCCUAAACAAUAGUGUAUUUUCUUUUGAACUUAUUUUGUUCAAAUUGAUUUUACAUUUAACUUCCUUACAAACACAAGGACAUUCUUAACCCACUGGGCGUUGAGAUUUGUUUAUGAACUCUACACAAGUACCGGUAUCUGUAUUCUGCAUCAAGUCCAUUGUAUAUAAUUUACUAUGUCUAGAUGUCAUGCACAAUUAAAAGACAUU